UAUCAAGGAUGUCAUCUAUUAAUAAUGAAUUAAAUGAACAACAAAAUGAAAGUGGACGUAGUUCAACAUCAUCAACAUCAAGCUUUACAACAUACACAAACGAACGUACUAAAAAAAAUUCUAUAAAACCAAUUCAAGUAUCAGGUUUAACAAAUUUACCGUCGGCAAUUACCAGUAACGGUAAUAGUAAUGUAUUAAAUGGUAAUGAUAAUAAUUCUUUAAAUGGUAUCAAUCGUAUAAGUCCAUCAUCAAAUUCAAGAAGUGGUGGUGAAUUCAAUACAAAUUUGAAUGCUGAUUCAAUUUUGUCAGAUGAAGAACUUUCAGAUUAUUCAUUUUAUAGUGAUGAUGAUGAAUUUUCCCAAAUAAAUAAUAAUAAUAUUCAAAGAAGUCAUUCAGUUUGCAGUGGUGGUAGUAUUAGCGGUGGAUCUUAUGAUAAUCAAAAUGGUGGAACAUUAAAAUCAAUUAAUUCGAAUUCUUUAAAUCAAUCAAUAAGCAAUCAUUCAAAUUUAUUAUCAGCAAAUACGACAUCAUCAUCUACAACAAUUAAUACACAGCAAUCAUCAAUAACAUCAGAUAUUGAACAAUUUACACCACGUAACGGUAUUAUACGUAAAAUGUAUACGAAUACAAGAGAACGAUGGCGUCAACAAAAUGUAUCUGGUGCUUUUGCUGAAUUACGGAAAUUAGUACCAACACAUCCACCAGAUAAAAAACUUUCAAAAAAUGAAAUAUUAAAAAUGGCAAUAAAAUAUAUUAAAUUGCUAACAAGUGUUUUAGAAUGGCAAGAUCAACAAGAAGAAUUAAAUUCUAGACGUGAAAAUGAACCAAAUAAUAAUGCACCAUCUCAACAAUCUCAACCAUCUCAAUUAAAUUUAAAUACAAUUAUUAAAAAAGAAAUUUUAGAAGAUUCAUCAACAUCAACAUCGACAAAUCAAAUUCCAAGUAAUAGUUCUGAAUUGAUUAAUAAAAAUUUGAAUUUAUAUCAAAAUUCUAUGGUAUUAUCAUCACAAUCUUCAAGUAUUAAUACACAAAUUUUAAUGAAUACAGCAAUUGGUUCGAAUAUCAGUAACAAUAAUAAUUGUCAAACUAUUACAAUUUUAAGAAAUAGAUAUUUAAAUAAUUAA
Molecule: messenger RNA, 1124 nt
Organism: Condylostylus longicornis
Lineage: Eukaryota; Metazoa; Arthropoda; Insecta; Diptera; Dolichopodidae
Gene: HLH3B
Exons: 4
Coding region: 9-1124 (371 amino acids)
Biological process (GO): regulation of transcription by RNA polymerase II
Molecular function (GO): protein dimerization activity; RNA polymerase II cis-regulatory region sequence-specific DNA binding; DNA-binding transcription factor activity, RNA polymerase II-specific
Source: RefSeq, a predicted model, not a curated record